Messenger RNA from Papaver somniferum (opium poppy), 1600 nucleotides. RefSeq names its product homeobox protein Wariai-like. Lineage: Eukaryota; Viridiplantae; Streptophyta; Magnoliopsida; Ranunculales; Papaveraceae. The coding region runs from base 278 to 1504 and encodes 408 amino acids. The record is from RefSeq and is a predicted model, not a curated record. The transcript has a single exon.
UACCCCAAAUUUUUGCUGCUUUUCAUUUUCUUGCGAUCAAUUUAUUAUUUACUGCUCUCCCUCUCUCUCCAAUCCCCUUCUUUAUAUUUAUUGGCAUUAUUGCAAUCUGCACGGAACCAUGUGCUGACUACCGAGGACAAGGAAAUAAGGAAGUUUCACACACACACCACACAUACAUAAUGUCCUCCUCUUCUUCUUCCUUGUUCCGUAUUUAACAGUUCAUAACUCUACAACCAACAUUUUUCCAUUUCUCUCUCACAAAACUAGAUCUUCUUCAAUGGAGAUACCCAAACCGGAAGAACAACCAGAAAAUAUCCAACCCCAACUGAAUCAUAAUAAUAAUACUCUGUCGCCGAGUAGUAGCGGAAGAAAUAAUGGUCUUUUAAACUCACCUGAAUUCGAGUUUUGGAUGGUUAGUAAUCCAUCGUUUCCACAACCUAAUCUUCAUUCUGCUGAUGAGUUGUUUGUUGAUGGCAUCAUACUUCCUCUCUGUCUUCUUUCUCAUGAUGAACAACAACAUUCUUCUGAACAAACCCCACAAAGAAAUCUCGAUGAUGAAGAAGAAGUAAAUGAAAACCCCAUUUCAGAACAGGGUCUAAAAUCAGAACCAGAAAACGAACCGAGUCGUGAAAUCGGUACACAACCAGGUUCAGGUCCCGAGUCAUCUUCUGCUGCUGCAUCAACGACAGUGUUUUCGUCAUCAAAGAGAUGGAGAGAUAUAUUCAAAGUCGGUGAGAAGAAAUCUAUAAACAACAACAGCAACAAUCAAGAAGAAAGUAAACCGGGUGUUGAGAAAUCAGAGAAGAGAAAGGAUAGAAAAAGUAGUAGUGCUAACAAUACCAGUAGUACUGCUAGUGGAACAAACAACUCGGCCGAGUUAAACAUAAACAUAUGGCCAUUUUCAAGAAGUAGAUCAGCUGGGAAUAAUAAUGUGAAUCGUCCAAAAGUACCAUUAACUCGGAAGGUAAGCAGUGCUCCAUGUUCGAGAAGUAACUCGGGUAGUGAGUCAAAAUCAAGGAAAUGGCCAAGUAGUCCGAGUCGAGGUGGUGGGAUUCAUUUAGGAAGAAGUAGUCCUGUUUGGCAAGUUCGUCGUGGACUUAAUACUGCUUCUACUGCUUCAACUACAGGGAUGAACAAAAAUUCUUCAGAAGUGGUAGUUAAAAAUGCUGAUAUUAAGGUUAGUAAUGUUAAAAAAGAGGGCAAUGCUGAUAAUAAGGUUAAAAAAGAAGGUUCUGAAAGUAGCCGGUGGAGUAAGAGUCGAUUAGGCGGUGGAAGCGGCGGUGGUGGGAGUAGUGGUGGUGGUGUUGUGAGUGGUUUGAACUUGAAUGUUCAAAUGUGUAUGGGUUAUCGCCAGAAUUCAAUUUGCAGAAGUGAUGAACAUAGAUCAAGCUUGCUUGUCAAUGGUGGUGAUCAAAAUUGCAGCGGCGGUGCUGCUAGUAAUGGUGGAAAUGGUGUUAAAAUGUUUAAUAUUCGCACCCUGUUCUCCUCCAAGAAAGUGUAUUAAGAUCAGACAGAAAAAACCUCUUUUUGUGUAUGUUAAUUAAUUGCGUAUAAGAUUAAGAUAACUAUUUAAUUAACUUGCUUAAUUAUUAUUUCGUAC